CUUAUGGCAUCUUUUAUUUUAGUUUCUGAUGUGAAACAUUUCAAAUCUAUGUGGAAAAUUAAGGUGAGCAUCAUGUGUCUCUGGAAAAAAUAUUCCGCUGCUGCUGGUCUCACCAUUGAAAUGGUCUUAAUCGAUUCAAAUGAUCAUAAAAUCCAUGCUACAGUGAAGAAGGAGAAUGCUAAUCAAUUUGACCCGUUCUUCCUGCAAGGUGGUUCGAGUAUACUCAUCAACUUCACUGUGAAUCACUCAUUGGGAUCACAGCGAACAACCACUAAUUACCAUGAAAUUCUUGAUGGUUCCUUGGAUCAGAACUACCUGAUUGGUAGUGAUGAUCAUCAUCCUAUUGGGUUAUGGGGUUCGUUUCCAACGAUAGUUAAUGACACUAUUCAAGCUCGAGGACAACAAUCAUUGGUCAUUGUACUGAAGUUUGCGAAGAUAAAUUUUUUGGAAAGGUACACAAAUUUCUAUAAAUAA
Thlaspi arvense is the source of this 474-nucleotide messenger RNA. The record is from the annotation of a GenBank genome assembly. Lineage: Eukaryota; Viridiplantae; Streptophyta; Magnoliopsida; Brassicales; Brassicaceae.